Molecule: messenger RNA, 1671 nt
Organism: Aspergillus niger
Lineage: Eukaryota; Fungi; Ascomycota; Eurotiomycetes; Eurotiales; Aspergillaceae
Exons: 6
Coding region: 1-1671 (556 amino acids)
Source: RefSeq, a predicted model, not a curated record
AUGCCGGCGUUGCACAGCGGCCCGGAUCCAAAAAGGCCCGGAAAAGACCCUCGCUCGGUGGAAGCGCAGAUGGUCCGUCAGUCUGUUCCGUCUCCUGCACGCUCUUUAUCGCCCACCGGGGCUGCUGGGAAUAGCAUUCAAGCGGCCAAUUCCCUUGUUAUAUCGGACUUUGAUCGCUCGUGCUUGAAUUAUCUUCAGGAUUCCGCGCUGGUCGUGAUCCUCGGAAAGCAUUGGCCAUGGUCUACAGUCUCUUAUGCAUACCACAAAAUCGCAGUUAAAGAACCCAUGGUCAUGAGCAUGAUGUUGGCGACUACAUCUAGUGAGAUCAACCGGUCGCGUCUGUACGACCGGGACAAGACGGAGGGACCAUGUACUAUUGAGAGCCUGUCCGACAUGGACAGUAGAUUGCACUAUGGUCGGGCUCUCUCUGGCCUCCGGGAAGCGCUGAAACCAGACGUCAAGCCCCCGGAGCAGAUCGAAGCCAUCUUCAUCACCUUGUGGAUGAUGAUUGACUAUGAGAACCGAUUCGGCAGCGGGACUGCUGGAAUCAAUAUUCACAUUCGCGGAAUCGAGAGUCUACUCUUCAACCACGUCGUCCCAUCACUCAAACAAAUAGGGCCUCCAGAUAUCGCAAUUGCAGAAGCAAGUUCAAAGACUGCACUAUGUCAUGUCACAGACGAGGCCCAGGGCACGAGCGCAUGUGACAGCCCUGGGCCGCAACAGACUGCCGAAUUGUCCAAGAAUAGGCUUCGACAUACAGCGGUCCCUCUUUUUCUGCUUUGGACUUUGUACUUUUUCACACCGGGCGCUUUGCUCUCUGGCCCAGGCGCUGCAAGGCUCGAUGCCGACCUCUUCCGGUUUUUCAUGAAAGAGGAAGCAGGAAGUGUGGGAUUGAGUCUUUCCGAGCUAUACAGGAUUGGCAGACAGUCACCGUCUCGAUUCUGGGGGGAUUCCUACCCCACCACAGCCCAGCUGGAUGAUAUGGAGAAUAUGCCCGGGCUAUCGCUGUAUCAUCGAAGUCAUGUACUGCAAUUCAAGAUUACGGAGUUAUUUCGGCAAGGAAGUCAUUCGGUCACGACGGGUCUUGAGAUCAUUAGUGAACUCAACAUGUUAUCUGAUGAAUACGAUACCUUGUUGGGUUCCGCCAAGUCUGCGCCCUCGUGUGAAAUCGUGGGUGACGGACGUCGCGUGAUGGAAACGAUCUUUUGGGCAGCCAUUACUUACUACGGCACGAUCGUGUACUUCCACCUGUGCUUCAAAGACACCCUGGCCAAAGGUUCUGGAACUCUCUUUGAAGCUACAUCGCAGCAGACCGCACUUGAUGGAUCUACCAAGACUGGGUGUCGUUUCGGCUGCGCGAGCUUGGUCGCUAUGGGCUCAACUACAGCCGGGUCAGCGCCCGGUUUGACGAGAUCAUCCAAGGAGGCGAUCCCUUUGCGCACGGACGAAGGCCAUUGUGCGCGCAGUAGUGCAAUUCGGCAAGACGUUGAAGAUAGCCCGGGGAUCUGCUUGACGUGUGGUUCUAGAAAGUUUCGGGAAGGGGAUCCUAGCCAAAUCGUGGGGACUUCCCAGACUGCCAACAUCUGCUACACUCUAGACGUGCAGCUAGUGGUCGUACAUUAUCGCGCUCAUUCAGGGUCUGCCAUGCAUAACGACUAUGCUUGGUUCUAA